CACGUCAUGAGGUCGAAAGCUUUGACGUUGAGAAAUACUCUCAAACAUCUAGUUGGAAAUAUGAUUUUGGAUUCAGUGCUGUAAAGUUCCACAACCAAAGCCGCGUCUUCAAGCUUUGUGUGGAUCCAAUUAUCCUAUUAGCACAUCCUGCAGUCCUCUAGGGGUGCGUAAUGUGGUCAGUGGUUUUCACAUGGAUUAUUCUGAUUGGUGCUGUGGUUUCUCAAAUUUUCGGAGCACCACCAUAUAGCAUGAGCACAACCGCAGUCAGAAAUCUUGCUGGUAUCGCACCUCUUAUUGGAUCCACGAUUGGAAUGCUUACUGGAGGAUGGUCUUGUGAUAGAGUAGCCGGGUAUCUGGCGUUACGGAAUCGUGGUGUGCAUGAGCCAUAAUUUCGUCUUCUUAUCAUCAUACCAGCAUUCGUUGCCAUGGCUAUUGGCGGAUUUGGUCUCGGGGCUGCAAUUGAUAGAGGCCUCUCACCAGUUACGUGCGGUGUUUUUAUUGCGAUUUUGAACUUCGCGGUUGGGUUGGUGCUGGGUGUACCGGCGUUGUUGCAUACACCAACGAUUUCUGCAGCCAGCGAUGCGGUGAAGUUUUCGGUCUUGCUAUGGUAAGCCGUCAUUUCGUUGAAAAAGAUGAGAUCAUAAAUGUCUAACGUUUAUCUUAGAUUAUCAAGAGCGCCUUUGCAUUUGGCCUCAUCUUCGUUUUCAACGGCUAUUAUAGUGCAGCUGGACCUCUUAUAUUCUUCUCAACCUUCACAGCUGACCCUAGGUGUCAUGCUGACGACAAUUCCGAUGUAUGUCUUCGGAAAGAGAAUAUGAGCAUGGGCAGAUACAACGAGUACAUUAACGUUCGCUGGACCUAAGUGAUGCAUUUAUAUGAUGGGAGUAAAGAUAUUAGUGGUAGCUAUAAAAGAGGACGUUUUUUCAAGACUGGUCCGUAGAUGGAAAUAACCAAUUUAGAUCGUUUA
Molecule: messenger RNA, 967 nt
Organism: Sclerotinia trifoliorum
Lineage: Eukaryota; Fungi; Ascomycota; Leotiomycetes; Helotiales; Sclerotiniaceae
Source: the annotation of a GenBank genome assembly